GUGAAGGAUUUGUUACCCCUCGACUAGUAGAAAGUAGUUUGAAGAGCAUUGCCAGUAUAUGGCUUCCUCGAGCAGCCAAGACUUUGGCUCAACAACUGAAACAAGUCUUGUCAGAGCAGUUCCAAGAACUCGACUUGACUGAGUCUCUUGCCAGUGCCUUUGAACGAUAUCGCUCACCUCAGCUUCCAGAUCAUGGCUGCAAACGUCGCUCCAUGGCUAGACACUACAGGACUUCCUGUUGAUACAGUGGCUGCACUCCGAGGACCUGCGAUUCCCACCCUCCAGUUCCUUCAAAAUCUUCCCAAAAUCGAGCUGACCACUGCGCUGCAGAACAACUUGGGAGUGGCCCACCUUGGGUGGGGCAGACCUGCGCUGGCUCUCGAGUUGAGAGGAUUUCUUCUGAUGGCCAAUCGUGCUGUAAAACCAGCUGUUUUGUGCAUGAGAUGCCAUACCCGUGAGGCCAAGCUCAUUUUCAUUGAGUGUAUGCACUUUGGAGUUUGCACCACCUGCCAGGAGAUAAUGCUAGACUUUGAUAUGCACCGCCAAGGGGACGAACGGCAGUGCAAAUGCCCUGAGUGUGGUGCUAGACACACUCAGGAGGACAUGAGAGAUGUAAACGUUGUUCAAUAGAACAUAUGCUGCUCAGAUGUUCAACUAUAAAUUUAAAUUGCAGAUGGAGAGCUUUUUCUCUGGUGAUGGUUUUGUUGUCUCUCAACCAGAAAGUAGCAUGAAGAGCAUUGCCAAUGGCUUCCUGGCAGCAAAGACUUGGCUCAACAAGACUCGUCGGAGCAGUUCCAAGUAAGAGGGUGCAAUGCAAAAAUAUGCCUCUCAAUUUAUUUCUAAUAGACAAGACUACUUUCAAUAUUAAUUGAGAAAAAACAGCAAUAACUAAAGGAUAAACAGACAAUAAUUGCAAAACUUUAUUUAAAUAAGUAGCAAUAAUAUUAAAACAAAUUAAUUUUAUUAAUAUCACUCGUUAUUCCAAACCAAAUCCUUCUGCGUUUGCUAUAGCAAUUGUCAGUUUUUUAAUUAAUAUCACUUUGCUGGGAUACGCUGGUAGCACCAACUGAUUGAAGCAAGUGUGAGCUUCAGGGAGGUCCUCAACGUUGCCACUUGACUUGGUCACUUUAAAAGUCAUCUCUCCCGUUCCG
Molecule: messenger RNA, 1151 nt
Organism: Neocloeon triangulifer
Lineage: Eukaryota; Metazoa; Arthropoda; Insecta; Ephemeroptera; Baetidae
Exons: 5
Coding region: 193-630 (145 amino acids)
Source: RefSeq, a predicted model, not a curated record